Eruca vesicaria subsp. sativa (arugula) is the source of this 453-nucleotide messenger RNA. Lineage: Eukaryota; Viridiplantae; Streptophyta; Magnoliopsida; Brassicales; Brassicaceae. The record is from the annotation of a GenBank genome assembly.
AUGGCGGCGUUAGGGUUUAGAGUGAGUGAAGUGGUUUUGUGUUUGGUAUCGUUUUCAAUCAUGGCGGCUGAUAAGACGAAAGGGUGGAGUGGUGAUUCUUAUGAUCGUUACAAAGAGUACAGGUAUUGUUUGGCUGUGAACAUUAUAGCUUUCAUUUACUCUGCAUUUGAAGUUUGUGACGCUGCUUGCUACAUCGCAAAAGAGACUUACAUGUUAAACUGCGGAUGUCACGACAUCUUUGUCUUCUCUAUGGAUCAACUUAUUGCGUAUCUUCUGAUGUCGGCUUCCUCUUGUGCUGCUACUCGAGUUGAUGAUUGGAUAUCUAAUUGGGGUAAAGAUGAGUUUACUCAAAUGGCAACGGCAUCAAUAUCAGUUUCUUUUGUAGCGUUUGUGGCGUUUGCGGUCAGCGCUUUGAUUUCUUCUUACAGGCUCUUCACUCAUGCUUCCACUUAG